Messenger RNA from Papilio machaon (common yellow swallowtail), 471 nucleotides. Its product is annotated as fatty acid-binding protein 2. Gene Ontology annotation, biological process: fatty acid transport. Lineage: Eukaryota; Metazoa; Arthropoda; Insecta; Lepidoptera; Papilionidae. The record is from RefSeq and is a predicted model, not a curated record. The transcript is spliced from 4 exons. Gene Ontology annotation, molecular function: fatty acid binding. Gene Ontology annotation, cellular component: nucleus; cytosol. The coding region runs from base 21 to 422 and encodes 133 amino acids.
CAAAAAUAAUAAUUACAAAAAUGUCUUUCUACGGUAAAGUUUUCGCUCUUGAAAGCCAAGAGAAUUACGAAGAAUUCGUCAAGUCAAUGGGUCUCCCCGAGGAGAAAACGAAGAGUCUAUUGGAGUACAAACCAAGCCAGAAAAUUGAAAAGAACGGUGACGAAUACACUUUCACCGUCUACUCCAAGAAUGGAGAAAAAGUGUACAAGUCUAAAUCAGGCGAGGAGUUCGCAGACACCUUUAAAGACCUUCCCGUCAAAAUUAUAUUCACUGUAGAUGGCAAUAAAGUGACGCAAAUCAUCAAAUUCGACAUCGGUUUCACUCUUACUAUCAAGAAGGAAUACUUUGAUGACAAAUUUAUCGAGGAAAUUUCUCAUAGCUUGUGGGAUGGUGUUGCCAGAAAAGUCUACAAGCCUUUAUAAACGGCGCAAAGUAAAUAAAGUUUGGAAACCUGAUAACAGAAGUAACAUU